CAAAACGAAUCUUUGGGAAUCACGUGCUUCGAGAUCUUUUCGCAUUCUUCCGGAGCUUUCCGAGAGCGAAUCCUGUCACAGAGUACCGUUCCACUGUCGCAGUAAGUUACGGAUGGCGAACGGGAAUGACUCGCAGAUCUGCCAACGACGCUAGUAGAGUAUGCUACCCUUUGAGUGAAGUCGACCAAAAAAAGAGGUCUUCUAGUUAUCCAGAAAGGGCCCGUCUCGAUGAUGCCACAGGGAGCCAUCCAGAGAUGCCCUACAAAAUUUUUAAUGGAGCCCGUUCCUUGCGCGUCUCGAGUGCGAGGGAUCAUGCCUGCAUCCACUUCGAGCAUGGAUAAUCUCCACCAUUCCAUGCAUCAUCAUCACUUGAUCGUUCCGGCAACACUAUUGGGUGGAACGGCAGUCGUCUACCAUCGAUUGAUGGCAACGCAUAGUACAAGUCAACUUUCCCCACUAGCAGCACUUUACAUGAUACUCCUGGCCGUUCAGUAUGCCGUACAGCCCAGAUUGAGCAAAAAAUAUAUUAAAAAAAAUACGAGUAAAGUCGCCACGGCGCUCACCGAAGAAAUUACCAAGAGUUGUUUUGCCGCAGCGCUCUUUUUAUGCACAUCAAAGGAUCUUCGAGCAACGCUAGCCACUUGGACUCUGCAAAGAUCCCUGCGAACGGCCGCAGUGCCUGCUGUAUUGUAUGCUGUACAGGGGGUUUUACAGUACCAGUCGCACCAACAUUUGGAUGCCGUUUCCUUCAACGGACUCCAGCAAACCAAGACCCUAUCGGCAGCAUUUUUUUGUUGGCUGCUGUUGAAACAAUCCCGGACGAUUCUACAGGUAACAGCCCUUCUUUUGCUGUUUGGGUCGGCGCUUCUCUUUCAACAGCAACCCUCCAUUGCUGUCCGAAAGGAGAGUGCUGAUGUGGCAAAUGCGAAAGGAAACAGAUUAUGGCAAGGCGUCUUGCCUUGUUUAGCAGCGACACUGAUUUCAGGACUAGCUGGGACCCUUUCGCAAAAAGGUCUGCAGUUUCAACAAAAUGUGGAUACGAAUCCAUUCUUUUACGCCUUGGAAGUGUCCAUCUAUUCGUCCGCGACACUCGCAGCGCAGCAAUUGAUUCAAUCCGGCGGGUAUUCUGCUCCAAAAGAUAGGCUGCUGAGUUGGCAAAUGCUCAUCCCUGUGGUCUUCAAGGCGGCGGGUGGAAUCCUGACCGUCUUGGUACACAAACACACGGGUACUGUAAGCAAAGGAUUUGCUCUUACCUUUGGACUCGUCCUGGCAGCAUGUAUCGAGAGCACUACCACGAAGACGCACCUGGCACAUCACCAAAUAUUUGGAACCCUACUUGUUAUUACAGCUGGACGGCUACAUUUUGCAGCAGCAUCGACACAUUAACA
This is a messenger RNA of Phaeodactylum tricornutum CCAP 1055/1, 1388 nucleotides long. RefSeq lists its product with no specific name. Gene Ontology annotation, cellular component: Golgi membrane. The coding region runs from base 229 to 1386 and encodes 385 amino acids. Gene Ontology annotation, molecular function: pyrimidine nucleotide-sugar transmembrane transporter activity. NCBI's taxonomy places the organism in Eukaryota, Bacillariophyta, Bacillariophyceae, Surirellales, Neidiaceae. Gene Ontology annotation, biological process: pyrimidine nucleotide-sugar transmembrane transport. The transcript is spliced from 2 exons. The record is from RefSeq and is a predicted model, not a curated record.